This is a messenger RNA of Magallana angulata, 965 nucleotides long. RefSeq names its product peptidyl-prolyl cis-trans isomerase NIMA-interacting 4-like. The transcript is spliced from 3 exons. Gene Ontology annotation, molecular function: DNA binding; peptidyl-prolyl cis-trans isomerase activity. Gene Ontology annotation, biological process: rRNA processing. Lineage: Eukaryota; Metazoa; Mollusca; Bivalvia; Ostreida; Ostreidae. Bases 81 to 461 code for a protein of 126 amino acids. The record is from RefSeq and is a predicted model, not a curated record.
UCUAAUGUUAACACUGAUUAUGUUGUGACAUGUGGAUGAAUGGUAAAAACUGUAAACAUUAAACAAGAACAAAGUGAAAAAUGCCAAAAAAUAAAGGAGGAGGCGGAGGGGGUAAAGGAGCUAAAGGCGGGGGCGAUGAUGAUUCAUCAAAAAAGCAAGCAAAGGGAGGGAACUCUGUAAAGGUACGACACAUACUGUGUGAGAAGCAAUCUAAAUGCCUAGAGGCUUUAGAAAAAAUCAAAGGAGGAAUGAAGUUUAACGAAGUAGCUGCUCAGUACAGUGAGGAUAAGGCCAGAUCAGGGGGGGACCUGGGAUGGAUGACCAGGGGCAGUAUGGUGGGGCCUUUCCAGGAUGCGGCGUUCGCCCUGCCCACCAGCUCACUAGCCAACCCAGUGUACACUGACCCACCCGUCAAAACCAAAUUUGGUUAUCACAUCAUCAUGGUGGAAGGAAAGAAGUGAAAACUAGAGAACUAUUUUUAUAUCAGUAUAUAUGAAAACCUAUAUGAAUGAUGAGUAAAACUUGAAAAGGAUUUACAUAUGUUAAUGCAGACUUUGUUUAUAUCAUGUUAUUGAUGUUUAUACACAUUAAAAACAUUCAGAUUUAUGUUCUAGUGAUACUUGUUUUGGAGAAUUUAUGUGAUGUUGUAAUUUUCUUAUCUGGUUGAUUAUGUCAUUACCAAUACUCUUGUGAAUUUUUGAGAGAGACAUUUAUGUCCAUACAAUGCAAGACAAUGAAAUAAGUUGACUGAUGUAGGAUGUAAAAAAAAACAUGAUUUUACUUGAUUACAAAUUUUGAGAACAUUAUUCAGAUUGAGAAUGAACUGGGAAACAAUCAAUUUAAUUUCCAUUCCAUUCAAUCAAAGGGGAAUACUAAAUGUAAAUCAAUGAAUGUCUUUAUACAUUAUACCGGGUAUUUACCUGUGUUUGUCUAAUAAACUGUAAUAAAUACCAGUUGUAAAGGAA